AUGGUCCGGGCCAUCCCCUCCCUUGUCUGGCCUUGCAUGGGGCCUGGGGCCGCCCCGCCUCCUGGUUCACCAUCACUAGCUGAGCCCAGGGCCUUCGGCUUCCUUCUGCACCUGCAGCGGCAGCCGCCCUCUGAGAACUCACGGGGGACACGCGGGCCCGGCCACGGCCCAGAGCAGCGCACUCCCGCCUGUUGGGCGACGUCGCCCUGUCCCGCGGCGCUCACACGGCUGAUGAUGCCCGGCAGGGCCGACGACAGACGCAGGCGACACCCGGGGUUUCGCUUUGACCCGCGGUGGCGGCGGGCGGCGGGGGCCUCACCCGGCCGGGAGGCGGGGCCGGAGCCGCACAGCGCCCGCAGCGGGAGCCGCCAGGGGCCCGUGUCCAGCCCGGCGGGGGCGGGGGGGGGGACUCUGGGGGGGACCCCGGGAAACAAGCCCCGGCAACGCUCCGGGGCCCGCGGCUUGGCGGAACACCUCGGCGGACCCGAGAGCCCCGGAGAGCCGCGGAGAGCCGCGGGGAACCCCGAGAACCCCGGAGAGGCCCGGAGAACCCCGGGGAACCCCGGAGAGCCCAGAGAACCCCGAGAACCGCGGAGAACCGCGGAGAACCGCGGAGAGCCCCGGAGAGCCUCGGAGAGCCCGGAGUACCCAGAGAACCCCGAGAACCCUGGAGAGGCCCGGAGAACCCCGGGGAACCCCGGAGAGUCCCAGAGAAACCCGGAGAGCUCAGAGAACCCCAAGAACCCCGGAGAGCCCAGAGAGCCCCGGAGAGCUCGGAGAGCCCGGAGAACCCAGAGAACCCCGGAGAGCCCCGGAGAGUCCCAGAGAACCCGGAGAACCCCAGAGAGCCCUGGAGAUCCCCAGAGAGUCCGGAGAACCCCAGAGAACCCCAGAGAGCCAGAGAACCCCAGAGAGCCCAGAGAACCCCAAGAACCCCGGAGAGCCCAGAGAGCCCCGAGAACCCCGGAGAGCCCCGGAGAGUCCCAGAGAACCCGGAGAACCCCAGAGAGCCCCGGUGAGCCCGGAGAACCCUGGAGAAACCCGGAGAACCCCGGAGAGCCAGAGAACCCUGGAGAGUCCCAGAGAGCCCAGAGAGCCCCGGAGAGCCCAGAGAACCCUGAGAACCCUGGAGAGCCCAGAGAACCCCAGAGAACCCAGAGAACCCCAAGAACCUGGGAGAACCCCGGAGAAGCCCCGGAGAGUCCCGGAGAGCCCAGAGAACCCCAGAGAGCCCCGGAGAGCCCAGAGAACCCCAAGAACCCCGAGAUCCCUGAAGAACCUGGAGAGCCCCCAGAGAGCUCCCAGAGAACCCGGAGAAGCCCAGAGAGCCCAGGAGAGCCCCGGAGAACCACGAAGAGUCCCGGAGAUCCACGGAGAGCGCGGGAGAUCCGCCCCAUAGAACCCGGAGAGCCCCCAGAGAACCCCGGGGAACCCCCGAGAGCCCCGGAGGACCCUGGAGAGCCCCGGAGAGCCCCGGAGAGCCCCGGAGAGCCCGGCCCGCGCCUCGGCGUCGUCGGGGCCGAAGCGGACAGCCUGUCAGAAACGUGA
Messenger RNA from Canis lupus familiaris (dog), 1548 nucleotides. Its product is annotated as sporozoite surface protein 2-like. The transcript has 3 exons. The record is from RefSeq and is a predicted model, not a curated record. The coding region runs from base 1 to 1548 and encodes 515 amino acids. Lineage: Eukaryota; Metazoa; Chordata; Mammalia; Carnivora; Canidae.